GCGGAAAUAUCUCAAGAGAAACGAGUAAAAUAUACAGAUCCAAAUUUUGAGGAAACAGUACUACGUUGGUUUGAGGAAAUCGAUAGCGAAUAUGAAGAAAAUGUUAGUGAAUGAAGUGACGAUGAGCAUAAUUGGCAAGCUACGAAUAUUAUUAUAAGAAUGGUUUCAGGUGGAGCAUGGACGAACCACCCAAAACUAAAACUGCUUCUCGAAAUGUAGUAGUAAAAGUGCCUGGAAUAAAAGGCAACGUAAAACACAUUGCAAAUGAAUUACAAGCAUGGCAAACUCUUUUUCAAACCCCUAUGAUUGAUAGCAUUGUAAUUUACACAAAUUUAGAAAUUUCUAGACAAAUAGUUAAAAUUACAAGGAUGCUAGGUUUGUUGAUCCUACUGACUCAGUGGAAAUAUUAGCUUUGAUAGGACUUCUAUACAUAUCAGGAGCUCGAAAAGAUGCACAUCUAUCUAUUUGCGAAAUGUUUUCC
This is a messenger RNA of Acanthoscelides obtectus, 481 nucleotides long. NCBI's taxonomy places the organism in Eukaryota, Metazoa, Arthropoda, Insecta, Coleoptera, Chrysomelidae. The record is from the annotation of a GenBank genome assembly.